UCAAAUACUUAUUACCGCCAGCCAUUUGUGUAUCUGUGCUUUUGGUGUUGUCAUAUGCCCGGAUUGUACGCAAAGAAAAUGCCUAUGACGCCCCAACUGUCGCCAGUUGAGGAACAGGAAAAGCUUCUGGAUGAAGCCUUAAGUGUUGUCAAAGUCCAGGCUUUUCAGAUGAAAAGAUGCUUGGACAAGAGCAAAUUGAUGGAUGGGUUGAAACAUGCAUCCAUAAUGCUAGGGGAAUUACGGACUUCCCUUCUGUCACCGAAAAGUUACUACGAGCUGUACAUGGCGAUCACGGAUGAGCUGCGACACUUGGAGCUCUACCUGCUGGACGAGUUCCAGAAAGGCCGCAAGGUGGCCGACCUGUACGAGCUGGUGCAGUACGCCGGCAACAUCGUGCCUCGACUGUACCUGCUGAUCACGGUGGGGCUGGUGUACAUCAAGACCAACACCUGCCUGAAGCGCGACCUGCUCAAGGACCUGGUGGAGAUGUGCCGAGGGGUGCAGCACCCCCUCAGGGGGCUGUUCCUGCGCAACUACCUGCUGCAGUGCACCCGCAACGUGCUGCCAGACGUCGCCGAGGCCGACCACGAGGCCGAGGGGACGGUGUUGGUAACCAGCUUGUGUGCUGGACAGGUGCGGGACUCCAUCGACUUUGUGCUGAUGAACUUUGCCGAGAUGAACAAGCUGUGGGUGCGCAUGCAGCACCAGGGCCACUCGCGCGACCGCGAGCGGCGCGAGCGCGAGCGCGAGGAGCUGCGCAUCCUCGUGGGCACCAACCUGGUGCGGCUGUCGCAGCUCGAGAACGUCACCCUCGACAAGUACCGCAAGCUGGUGCUGCCGGGAAUCCUGGAGCAGGUGGUGAGCUGCAGGGACGCCAUCGCACAGGAGUACCUCAUGGAGUGCAUCAUCCAGGUGUUUCCGGACGAGUUCCACCUGCAGACGCUGAACCCGUUCCUGAAGUCCUGCGCGGAGCUGCAGCCGGGCGUGAACGUCAAGAACAUCAUCAUCUCGCUGAUCGACCGGUUGGCCGUGUUCUCGCAGCGCACGGAUGGUGCUGUGGGCAGCGGGGGCAUCCCCUCGGACGUGAAGCUGUUCGACGUGUUCUCCGACCAAGUGGCCACCAUCAUUCAGUCGCGGCAGGACAUGCCUCCCGAGGACAUAGUGUCCUUGCAGGUGUCCCUGGUGAACCUCGCCCACAAGUGCUACCCCGACAGGGUGGACUAUGUGGACAAGGUCCUCCUCACGACGGUCACCAUCUUCCAGAAGCUGGGACUCGACAGGAUAGAGUACCAGAGCCCCAUCUCGCGAGAGCUGACGCGGCUGAUGAAGAUCCCGGUGGACAACUACAGCAACCUGCUGACGGUCCUGCAGCUGCAGCACUACGGCCCGCUGCUGGACUACUUCGACUACCACGGCCGCAAGAGCCUGGCCGCCUGCCUGGUGGCCAGCGCCCUCGACAGCAACACGUGCCUGCCCACCCCCGACCAGGUGGAUGCUGUGCUGACUCUCAUCUCGACUCUGGUCCAGGACCAGACUGAUCAGCCUCCGGGGGAGGAGGACCCGGAGGACUUCGCAGAGGAACAAGGUCUACUCGGGAGGUUCAUCCACCAUCUUCGUUCAGACGUUCUGGAUCAACAGUACCUCAUCCUCAGCACAGCACGCAAGCACUUCAAAGCCGGAGGCAACAAGCGAAUCAAAUACACUCUCCCUCCUAUUGUUUUCCAGGCCUACCAGUUAGCAUUCCGCUACAAGGAGGUCCGUGAUGAGGACGAGAUGUGGGAGAAGAAGUGCCAGAAGAUCUUCCAGUUCUGCCACCAGACCAUCACGGCGCUCAUCAAGGCAGAGCUGGCGGAGCUGCCCCUGCGGCUGUUCCUGCAGGGGGCCAUUGCGGUCGACCAGAUCGAGUUCGAGAACCACGAGACUGUCGCGUACGAGUUCAUGUCCCAGGCGUUCUCGCUGUACGAAGACGAGAUCUCGGACAGCAAGGCCCAGCUGGCGGCCAUCACGCUGAUCGUCGCGACGUUCGAGCAGAUGAAGUGCUUCAGCGAGGAGAACCACGAGCCCCUGCGGACGCAGUGCGCCCUGGCGGCCUCCAAGCUGCUGAAGAAGCCCGACCAGUGCCGGGGCGUCGCCACCUGCGCCCACCUCUUUUGGUCGGGCAAGAGCCAGGUGUCGGGGGGCGACGAGAUGAGGGAUGGCAAGCGUGUGGUGGAGUGCCUGAAGAAGGGGGUGCGCAUCGCGAACCAGUGCAUGGACCCUUCCGUCCAAGUGCAGCUGUUUGUUGAGCUCCUCAACCACUACCUCUACUUCUACGAGAAGGGGAAUGACCAGGUGACGGUGGCGAUGCUGAACCAGCUGAUGGCCAAGAUCCGCGAGGAGCUGCCCAACCUGGAGGCCAACGAGGAGACGGAGCAGAUCAACAAGCACUUCACCAACACGCUGGACCACCUGCGGGGACGCGUCGAGUGUCCCGAGUCGGAGGGCCUGUCCUACGAGGGCCUCGUGCUCUAGCCCCCGCGCGUUUGUGUUGCUGUCAGACAUAUCCACACAAGUCAUCUUCGAUUAGACCUCUUCUUUUUUUUUGUUACAUUCAAUUUAUUAUAAAAUAUUAAAUUCAUGUUUACGUUCACAAGUUAUCUAUUAUUUAUCUGUAUGUCAAGUUAAAAGAAACACAAAAAAAAAUUUAAUCCUUCUUUCACAACUAUAAUAGAAAUUAUUGAUUUCUUUGUGUAAAUUAUUUAUUCUCAUCAAUUCCAUGCCAUAUGUGAUUAAGUACCGAAAUAAUAUGUUUAUUCCAACAUUCUAGCACACGUAUUUGUACAAACUUCUUAACAGUUUUGAAGCUUUGCUCUUGAAUUUCCAGAAACUUGUGAAAAUGUUUAGGUGGUGAUGAAAAUAUGUGUCAUAAUUUUCAAAUUUAUUGUUUAAGCCUUUAAUACUUUAUUGAGCAUUUUUACUAUCUUAUGCUUUAUUUUGUAGAGGUGUGUGUGCAGUUAUUUUUCAGUUUUGAAGGAAAGAUGCAAAUAGGUUACAGGAUUGGUUUGUUUGAUGUUGAGUCAUAUUGGUUAUAUUGUGAUAUUGGUUUGUUGGUAUGCUCCUCUUGUUAGUAACUGUUUUCAUGUUUUGAUAAUGUUAAGUAGUUAUUUUAACUGAAUAUUUAAUAAAAAACUCUUUGAAAAUAGUGAAUUUUUUUGUCAUUUUGUUUCAGUUGGACUACAAAAAGCUUUGUUUAUAACUCUUGAUUUCACUAAAUUUAGGAAAUAAAUUUCAAGUUAUUUAUGUUGUGGUAUCCUUGCCAUUUUGAAAGAUAUUCUGUAUUCUUCAUUUAUUUUUAAAUAUAAAUUUUAGAGUCAACAUUACUACUGUAUGUGUUUACUAGUAGUAAAGCUUCGACAGCUUUAGUAACCUUCAUGAGACUGUUAAAUACAAUUUCCACUUGAGUCACUUGUCUCCCAAAUAAUAAAAUUAGGCGCGUUUUGACUGUUUAAUUUAAAAUUGAUGUAAGUAAAUAAUAAACACAUUUAUAUAGCCCUGAACUACCGAAACUAAUGUGACUGGCAUGUUCACUAUUAGUCCAUGGCAUUUGUUGGAAACAUAUAGUUCAGUUCUAUGAAUCAAAGGAUUAGUAGUAUCAUGUCUUUUUCUUGAUUGCUUGCAUACUAAAUUUUCUUAUGCUAUUUCCAUUGCUAUCAUAGGAAAUGUUAAUGGGAAGAUUUUUUUUUCAAGGGGAUGAUAAGUAACAUUAAAUAUUUUUCUGCCACAAUACCUGUACCUGUUUGAAAAUAUCAUACAUUUAUCUGUUUUGUUUAGCGUAUAUAUUAGUUAUUUUUGUUAGUCAUCUAUAAAAUGUGUGAGGUUUAUUGUGAGUUUUUGUGUAUAUAUUUUUUUAUAUAGGCAUGUACAUUUUGUAUGCACAGUGAUAUUAUAUAGUGUGUAAAUAUGCUUCAUAAGUGUUUGUAAAAUGUUGCAUCAAUUACUGUACUUUAACAUUUAUAUGAUUCUGAAAAUAUAUAUUCACUUGUCUUGAAGUA
Bacillus rossius redtenbacheri is the source of this 4031-nucleotide messenger RNA. RefSeq names its product vacuolar protein sorting-associated protein 35 (gene Vps35). Gene Ontology annotation, biological process: intracellular protein transport; retrograde transport, endosome to Golgi. The coding region runs from base 55 to 2511 and encodes 818 amino acids. Gene Ontology annotation, cellular component: late endosome; retromer complex; retromer, cargo-selective complex. The record is from RefSeq and is a predicted model, not a curated record. Lineage: Eukaryota; Metazoa; Arthropoda; Insecta; Phasmatodea; Bacillidae. The transcript has 15 exons.